Messenger RNA from Anneissia japonica, 2845 nucleotides. RefSeq names its product cytochrome P450 2D6-like. The transcript has 5 exons. Gene Ontology annotation, biological process: xenobiotic metabolic process. NCBI's taxonomy places the organism in Eukaryota, Metazoa, Echinodermata, Crinoidea, Comatulida, Comatulidae. Gene Ontology annotation, cellular component: cytoplasm; intracellular membrane-bounded organelle. Gene Ontology annotation, molecular function: heme binding; iron ion binding; oxidoreductase activity, acting on paired donors, with incorporation or reduction of molecular oxygen, reduced flavin or flavoprotein as one donor, and incorporation of one atom of oxygen. The coding region runs from base 400 to 1872 and encodes 490 amino acids. The record is from RefSeq and is a predicted model, not a curated record.
GUGGAAAAUAGUAACAAGUUACAUAAUUAGAUAAAAUACGAGUUGCAUGCUAUCAACAUAUUAUCCUAAGUAUUUGAGAUGGAUUUUUUUUUUUUUUACAAGAUGUUAAUUAUGGUGCCGAUUAUUCAUGAAAUAUACAAUGCAAUUUAAACCAAACCUGAAGAAACGAAAAAGCGCGUAAGAUAGGUCCUUAAUAAUAUAAUAUGGUCGUUCGCAAGCAGUGUGCGAAAGAAACCAAUUAUUCGGUACCAGUACUGUAACUUGACCGUAUUUUAACAUUCAUUCAUGCUUGACAGGUAUUAAAUCAGGAAGGAGUCCGGAUAAAUUGACAGCUAUAACAAUGUAGGAACUCAUAAGUACAGGAUACUAGUGGAACUUACCAAAACAUAGGCCUACAAAAUGUUAUUCUUCGAUGCGAUACCGACAACAGUCGAUAUCCAAACAAUUGUUUUGUUUUUCCUAGUAUUGCUAUUAUCAUUAAGACUUCUCAAGUCUAACAAGCUACCACCAGGUCCUCGUGGAUGGCCGAUCAUCGGUUCUAUCCCGCACAUCGACAAGGAAUCGUAUUUGACUUUCGACAAAUGGGCUAAAGAGUAUGGAGACAUAUACACUGUGAAGUUAGGCUGGUCUACAGCUGUGAUGAUAAGUAGCUAUGAUGCUAUAAAAAGUACGUUGAAAGAUCAAGGAGACAAGUUUGCAGACAGACCUCUUUUACCUAUUGUAGAAUUAGGCAUCACGAUACCAGGAAGUCUGGUUUUCGAUAAUGGCCAAGCCUGGAAUGAUCGACGGCGCUGGACCAAUGGAGUUCUACGUAACUUUGGUCUUGGGAAGAAAAGCUUAGAAAGUCGGAUAAAUAUUGAAGCAGAUUACUUAUGUCAAGAAAUUGAUAAGAACAGUGGUUCAUUCAAUCCAUUACACUGUGUGAAUAAUGCAGUGUCCAAUAUCAUCUGCUCUAUCAGCUUCGGCGAUAGAUUCGAGUACAGUGAUCCCGAAUUUAAAGAACUUUUAGAGGGGCUGGGUUACUUGCACACACGCACUACUUUCGUGGCCCCAGUAAACGCCAUUCCUUUGCUGUUUUACACACCAAUGUAUAGUCGAUAUCGUGAUGUUGUAACAUUUAUGAAAGCCUUCAUUAAAGACAUUAUACAUCAACAUCAUGAGACGUUUGAUUCUGGUGAUAUUCGUGACGUCAUUGACGCAUACAUUGCGGAAUCUGAGAAGGAGCAUUUUGAUCCAGGUUUGUUUUCAGAGGGUUUACUAUGGCGAAUAGUUUUAGAUCUGUUCGGUGCUGGAACAGAAACUACAACUACUACUAUUUUGUGGAUGAUUCUGUAUUUGGUAAACUACCCGGAUGUUCAAAAUAAGUUACAACAAGAGAUCGACGAAAUUCUAGGUCAGGAGAAGCGACCGGCUUGGGACGAUCGUCAUUCAAUGCCUUACUUAGAGGCUACAAUAAUGGAGGUACAGCGGCUUAGCAACGUUAUCCCGAUUACGUUACGAUCUACUACCGAAGACAUUGAAAUAAACGGCUACAAGAUUCCUUCUGGUUUUACAAUAUUCGUAAACCUAUGGAGCGUACACCAUGACCCUGACCACUGGGAAAGACCUUUCAACUUCGAACCGGAACGGUUUUUAAUGGACGACUUAAAAACUUUUAGGAAGAAACAGGCUUUUAUUCCGUUUGGCACAGGUCGAAGAGGAUGUAUUGGUGAGCUUCUGGCUAGAAUGGAACUUUUUCUAUUCACUGCCAACCUCAUUCAGCGGUUCACAUUUAAGGUUCCGGAUGGUAAACCGACUCCGUCGUUAAAUGAGUGUGUACCUGGUUUAACCCGGUCACCUAAGCCAUACGAAAUAUACGUUAUUAAACGAUGAAUGAUUCAUAGACUGGUUUCAUUUCCAGAUUUACGAUAGAAUUUGCUUGUAUAUUAUGUAACAAAAUCAUGUUACUAGCGAUUACAUUAGAAAUCUAACCACAACAAUAGAUUAUAGCAUAUAUAUUUUGAAAUAAUAAUUUUAAGGAAGGGCUCAGAGACAGAUAAAAUCGGAAAAAAUAUAUACAUUUAAGUUCAAACGGUUGGUCAAAAUGGUAUAGGCCUAAUAUACUGUACGUUGGUAUAGUAUGACGUCAUUUCUAUUCAAUUUUCAGUAGCGGAAUGAAAAUUGUUUGCACUUUAUAAUUGACUAUAAACACGUCUAAUUUCAAAUAGGACUUGGUAGUCAACCAAGACAGUGUAAAAAUUAAUAUAUUAUAAUUGAGACGUAAUAAUAUACAGAAUUUAGCUAAUCACACGUACAGCAUGACCUUUGGAAGUAUCAUAUACUAAUUUGAGUUCGGAAAAUGUGCUUGUGCCGAUUUAACGUCCUGACGCGUGCACAGCUCUGGGAGAAAUAUAUCGUAGCACCUUUCUUUCAAAUGUCUUACCAUUAUUGGAAAAUUGUUAGGCUUGCAAAUUGUUGGCUUGCUUGUUUGUUCUGUGCAUUGUUUUGCCUGUUCUUGACUAAUUUCUGAAUAUUUUUUCUUACUAAUAUUAUUACUACUGAAGUUUAAAAUAGUCUGGGAGCCUAAUUAUUGGCCUUGGCCUCCUUGGAUCCCGGCACUUGCUUGUAGGCCUACUAGUGUAGUAGUUAAGUGAAUAAAGUGUCUAAAGUCUAAAGUUAUGAAAGUUAAGUUCCAAGGAAAUUAUAAAGAUGUGAAUUGAUAAAACAAAUUGGAGACAUUAUUUGUUUUAAAAGAAGGAAAUGAAAAUUAAGAACGAGAACCGAGAUCGAUGUUCAUGCAUUGGUAUAGGCCUAUAUGUGAAUGUUUGUUUUUUAAAUGAUUUGAAUAAAAAAAUAUAUUGACAAA